Catharus ustulatus (Swainson's thrush) is the source of this 1624-nucleotide messenger RNA. It is a transcript of the gene WDR31, whose product is annotated as WD repeat domain 31. The record is from RefSeq and is a predicted model, not a curated record. Gene Ontology annotation, molecular function: protein binding. Bases 208 to 1239 code for a protein of 343 amino acids. NCBI's taxonomy places the organism in Eukaryota, Metazoa, Chordata, Aves, Passeriformes, Turdidae. The transcript has 11 exons.
GCGGCUGGCAGCGGGCGGCACGGGCGGGACGGCGCCGGGGCGGCGAGGAAGGGGCAGGAGAACAGUGAGACACAGGACAAAGCUCCCACCUUCCCUGCAGCCUCCCCCGGCCUCUGGCAGCUCCCUGUGAUGUGCAGGUCGUGUCCCCACAGCAGGUGCCCGAGGUGCUGAUGUGACACCCACCACUGCCUGCUCCUUGCCAGGGCCAUGGGGAAACUGCAGAGUAAAAUCAGCUUCCACACCGCCAAAUACAGGGCCGAUGGCUCCGUGGGACAGACGGGACCCGCUGGUGCCUCCCGGCAGCACAGCCCUGCUCACACCGAUGCUGUCACCUCUGUGGCUGCUCUCAAACCUGACCUGUGUGUGUCAGGAGGAAAGGAUAAGAGUGUGGCUGUGUCCAGCUGGAGGUCUGGGGCUGCCCUGCGCCGCUUCAUUGGCCACGAGCGCGAGGUCACCAAGGUCACCUCAGCCCUUGACUCUAGCAGAGUCUUCAGCGCAUCCCGGGACAAGACAGUGAUGAUGUGGGAGCUUCACGGGACUUCAGGGCCAAGCCAGCACUUCCCAGGACAUGACCUGGUUGUUACAGGACUGGCUGUGAGCCCAGAUGCCUCCCAGCUGUGCACAGGCUCCCGGGACAACACCGUGUGCAAGUGGGACACUGAGACCGGGGAGUGUGUGGGCAGAGCUGCAAUCUCCAGGAAUCUGGUCACACACCUGUGCUGGGUUCCUGGGGAGCCUUAUGUCAUCCAGACCUCAGAGGAUAAAACCACCAGGGUGUGGGACAGCCGGGAGCUGCAGGUGGCACACACGUUCCCAGCCAAGCAGCACAUCCAGACGUGCUGUGACGUGAGCCAGGACGGGCGGUACUGCCUGAGCAGCAGCAGCGGCUCCGCGGGCCACGGCGCCGAGGCCACCCUCUGGGACCUGAGGCAGACCCGAGGCCGAGUGUGUGAGUACAAAGGACAUUUCCAGACCACCACCUCCUGUGUUUUCCUGCCCCGGGGCCCUGCCCUCGCCCCCAGCAUUGCCACGUCCUCCAGCGACAGCACAGUGAAGGUCUGGGACCAAGACACUGCAGCCUGCCUGGCCACGCUGUGCCUCGAGGGCUCUGGCCCGCUGGUCUCGCUGGCUGCCUGCGACAGCUCCACCCUGCUCUGUGCCAGCUCCAACUCCGGCAUCCACGUGCUCCGGGUGAGGGGCAGCACAGAGCUGGCCCUGGAGGAGGUGGCAGCAUUCUGAGCACUGGAAGCCCUGUCAGACACUGUCCCAGGAGGAGGUGGCAGCGUUCUGAGAACUGGAAGCCCUGUCAGACACUGUCCCAGUGACCCCCAAGAGCUGCCCUGAUGGUGGGCAGCAGGGACUCUGUGCCAGUGGGACAUGGCAGCAGGGCUGGGGUAGUUGCUGGUUGGUUUGUGGGUGAGAGGGAGGCACCAGAGGUGUCCAGGAGAAAAGCCAAACCCUGGGAGCCUUCAGGCCAAGCUCUUGCUCCUGACUGAGCCUCUCUGCAGCCAGAGGGAGGAAAUGAGACACCAGGACCAAAGGACAGAUACUUGAGCACCAGGCACACAGCUGGACCUGGGUUUGGACCAGCAGAGACUGUAAUUAAAUAACUCUUCUGUGUUAA